Molecule: messenger RNA, 4602 nt
Organism: Hippocampus zosterae (dwarf seahorse)
Lineage: Eukaryota; Metazoa; Chordata; Actinopteri; Syngnathiformes; Syngnathidae
Gene: anapc5
Product: anaphase promoting complex subunit 5
Exons: 16
Coding region: 1826-3919 (697 amino acids)
Biological process (GO): anaphase-promoting complex-dependent catabolic process; protein K11-linked ubiquitination; positive regulation of mitotic metaphase/anaphase transition
Cellular component (GO): anaphase-promoting complex
Molecular function (GO): protein binding
Source: RefSeq, a predicted model, not a curated record
UCAGGGUGUCCGUGUUAUAAAAAAUAUAUAUAAAUUCUAUAACUCUUGACAGUGUCAAUUAUAAAUAAGCGGUGUUUACUUUGCACACACAGAAUUUGCGAUACUGCUUCGGUAUCUGUGGUUACGGAUCAUAUUGUAUCUAAUUAUAGAGCUAUAUAUAUAUCACGGCCCUGGCACAGCUAUAUACACUUCCCUCCAUAUUUAUUGGCACCCCCGGUUAAGAUGCGUCCUUUAGCUUCUAAACAAUAUUGGACAUUUUUAAAGAAGAAACAUUUAAUUCAAGUGCAUGUCUUCAGUGGAAAACAAUCCCACAUUAUUUAUACAUAUAUAUUUCAAUCAAAAUAAGUGUGCCACAAUUAUUUUCACCCCGGAUGUUAAUACUUUGUACCACCCCCGUUUGCCAACAAAACAGCACCUAAUCUUCUAUAUUGCCUCACAAGACAGGAGAAUACAGAAAGAGGAAUUGUCAACCAUUCCUCUGUUUACAAUCUCUCUAAAUCUUUCAUCGACCUGGGUCCUCUGCUCUGCACUCUCCUCUUUAGCUCACUCCACAGAUUUUCAAUGGGGUUGAAGUGUAGGGACUGAGAUUGCCAUGAAGGAGCUUGAUUCUGUCUCUGGCAAACCCUUUCUACAAUUUCCAGUGUCAGAGUAUUUUGUGCAAUAAAAAAGAAUUUCUUUAAAGGCUUUUCAUACAUCUUAAGUAGGGGAGCCAAUAAUUAAGGGGGGCACUGACCAGUGCAUACGGGUUUUGCAGGUCAUGUUAUACACCUUUACGUCGUUUUUUUUUUUUUUUGUCGUUGGACUUUUAUUGUUGUUGAAGCAGCAGAAUUAAUCUCUUAAAUUAUCGGUCCCGCUAUGCAUUUUCUGAAGUGCUUUUAUCCUCACUAAGGUCAUGGACCUGCUAGAGCCUAUCCCAGCCGUGCAAUUAAUGGACUCACAUGUCAGCACACACUGUAUGGAUAAGGCACGAUUGAACUUUUAGUCGUUCCAUCUAGGACUGGGGAAAAAAGUCAAGUCGACCAAAACAAAUAUGCAUGCCUUAAAACUGUUUUUAAGUGUGUUUAAAACUUUUUUUUUUUUUGCGGCUCCCUGUAUCAAUGUUUGGUCGUGUUCAUGUUUCCACAUAUUUGUAGCUGCAGAAGCUGUCUUCCACCAUCAUUUGUUCAUAGAGAUGAAUAUGCCAAGCGUUUGUGGUUGUUUUAGAUGGAAAAGAGAGAAAAUGUAGUUUUAUGUGUCGCUGAAAAGCUGAGCUGAUGAACCUUUGAGACUUGAACACGGCAACAAACAGGCGGCUGCAAGAUGGACAACUGCUGGAAGUCCCAACAAGACAGCUUUAAAUUCAUAUUUUAAGUGAAUUAACAGUGAACAAACAUAAUCUUCAUCACAGCACGCUCCAUCAAGACUUUACUGGCACCAAGUUUCUUAUCAUUGAAUUGGUACGGCCACUCUGUGCUUGUUAAAGUUAACUUAGCUUAGCAUGGUUUCCCGUCUGUCUCACCGAUAAGCACUGAGCAGGGAUGAAUGUCAAGUGAGGUGAUUGAUUUUGGAAACGUGAAUGGAAAAACAAAUACCAUGCAGGUGAGUGUGACAGUCAGUGACAGCCAAUUGCAUGCCACAUCUAGAUGAGCAAAAAUUGACACUUACGUUCACCGAUUGACCAUUUUUUGGUCCUCAGCUCAGCUAACUAACUCAAAGAAAACUACAGGAGAGCCUGAAAUACAAACUCACGGUCUGUUGAUUGCUAGGCAGACAUGUUCACGACUUGGCCUAUAUCUGAAAAUGGCAACCUUUCUUGUCAUCAGAAUAGACUAGCAGUGUACAGUCAAUGCAUUUCUCAUUUUGUUGCUGUAUUGUUUUUCCCCCCAUUCAAAGCCUUCAUGAAAUGGUUGAUGGUGAGCUAAAGGACAUGGAGCAUUUCUUUUCGACUCCUAUCACGCCAUUCACAGCUUUUGACUCGGAGGCGUAUAAAACCAGUGUUGUGGGUCUUUUCAUGAGACACAUGCUCCUAGCCUAUAACAAGCUUUCCUUUAGUCAAGUGUACAAGUUGUACAAGUCCCUGCAGCAUUACUACCACAGCAAUUACUCCAAGCCCACAGAGGGCCAAGUGGGUUUGAUGUCUCUGGCUGUGGAUGACUUUGAUAUGGAUCUCACCAGCACUGAGGAUGCAGUUGGGGACCGACUCGACAGGGAGGAGGGGGACAACUCUCCAGAAGAGUCGGAAAUUCGGCCUGAAAACACUCCAAACCAAGGUCCCCUGUCACAAAAACAAGCCGAGUACUUUCUUGCGAGACAGGCGUACCAUCUGAAGAACGAUGAGAACAAAGCUUUAAAGCCUGCAUUGCUGCAGGAGGAGGUCAACAACAUGCUCAAGUUUAACCCAGACUUUGCUGAGGCGCACUACUUGAACUAUCUGAACAGCAUCAGAGUACAGGACAUCUACCUUUCCACCCACAGUCUCUUACAUUAUUUCGACCGCCUCAUCUUAUCCGGAAAUGAAGGAAAAAGCAACGGAGAAGAAGGCUACAGCAGAAAUCUUCGCUACGCCACUCUAAACUUGGCGAGCCUUCACUGUCGCUUUGGGCACUACCUGCAGGCUGGUCUGGUUCUGCAGGAGGCCAUGCGCAUCGCCCAAGAGUCCAACGAUCAUGUCUGCUUGCAGCACUGUUUGAGUUGGCUCUAUACACUGGAACAGAUGAAGGGAUGCGACAGCACCGUUUUGACUGAAGAUUCUGUUAAAAUGGCUGUUCAUUUCUGCCUGCCGUACCUUGCAUCGCUUGGCAUCCAGUCAUUGGUCCAGCAGGGCACAAGACAGGGCAAAACGGCACACAAGCUGAUGGAUGCGCUUAAGGACACGGACGUCCUGCACUGGAAGCACAGCCUGUCGGAGCUGAUCGAGAUCAGCUUGGCUCAGACUACAUCCAUAUGGAGGAUGUACGGCAAAAGCACCAUGGCUCUGCAGCAGGCCCAACUGCUCCUCCACAUGAGCAGCUUGGAACCGGUCAAUUAUGGGGUCCAGCAGAACAACACGGAGGCCUUUGCCGUGGCUCUCUGCCAUCUGGCUGAAUUGCAUGCUGAGCAGGGCCUCUUCGCUGCCGUUUCAGACAUCCUCCAGCAUCUGAAAGAUCAGUUUCCUGCUCGCACACAGCACUCCAAGCUCUGGAUGCUGUGUGAUCUAAAAAUCCAGUUUCAGAGGCACAUGAUUGAGGGGCAAUACAAUUUGGCAGAGCAACUGGUCCCUUCCAUUUCUGCUUUAAACAAAACAGAGGGCCUCUACAGGAAAGUACAAGUUUUAAAAGUUCUCCAUCGAACCACUGAGGCCUACAGCAUCUUGCAGCGACUGCAAGUGCACUGCGAGAAGACCAAAUGCACAGAGAUGAUCAUCAGAGUGAUGCUUUCCACGGCUGAGCUCCACUGGGAAUCCUCCGGCUUUUCCACAGCCCUUCCUCUCCUUUUCCAAGCCUUGGCUCUGGCCCGACAGCACCACCUUCAGUCGCUGGCCUCAGAGACCCUCCUUCACCUGACCUUCACACAGUUGAUGUUGGGCGUACCUGAGCAGGCACUUCUUGUCCUGCAUGAAGCCAUUGAGCCUGUUCUAGCCCAUGGAGCGCUAGUGGACAAAGGGCGUGCCCUGCUGCUGGCAGCGCGCUGUCAGAUGGCUGUUGCUGGAUUCAGGCCAAAUAGACAAGGGCAAACAGCAGAUUUGCAUGUUGUGGUUUCGGCGGUGGACAUGUUAAGUGAGGCUGCAGUUUAUUUCUCCAAGCUGAACUGCAAGGAGCAUCUGCGGGAGGUCCACUACCUGCAGGCUCAGCUCUACCAUUCUCUGGGACAAACGUCACAACGCAACAAAAGUGCCAUGCUCUUUCGCCUGUUGGACCAGGACCUGCAAUCACCGGCACUGCCGCUCUCAAUGCGCCUCUAACUUUCUUUGAGCAAAUAAGAAGACUGAACCAGCCACUAGAUGGCAGUAAGGCCCUAUUCUUCUUGGUUCUGCUCCCAGCCCCUUGACCUUGAACAGUAUUGAUACUGUACCAACAAGAGAAGAAUGUGAAUCGCAUGCUGUUCCUGCAUCAACUAAAUGCACUCAGCACUGUGAGUUUUGCGUAGAACCAAAGUAUACCUUCCUCCUCCACUUCUAAAACAACAAUUUUGGAUGGUGUUCAAGUCGCCUCCAGGUUGGAAUGAUGACACAUUGCUCAAUAUAACAUGGUUUCAUUGCUUGUGCCACAACAGUGAGCCCAGGUGUCAGACACUGCUCGAUAUGGCAAAAGUUUAUCAUGCAUUGUCAUUCCACUGCAGCUUUUUGAUGAAUGGAGGCAAUCUUGCCGUUUCACUGGCCUGGAUAAUAUUCACAGUCUGCCGGGAGAAUACUGAUGAUGAUGAAUCCACAGGAGGAAAUUGUGAUUCCACUUAGAAUGUAGACAUAACUAGCCACUGUCUGGAGUCCACUUAUCUUUGGCACGCUGUUUGAAGAAUGAUAAUGUCUAUCUUCUCUGACUGGACAUUUUCCCCCCUCAAUAUAUAAAUAUGUUAAUAGUUUUGUCAUACUUUGUUCAUGUUCGCCUGCCAUAUAAGAGUUGGCGACAACUAAAAGCUUUUACCAUA